GCGCCUGCCAGCAGGCAGCAAAGCAGCCCCACCGGCAGCACUGAGCAGGGCUUGGCCACCGCGUCCUGCCGACCAAUGGCAUCCACAUCUUUUGGUGUAACCACCACUUUCAGCCCUUCAAUUUCUGAUUUUAUUUCUUCUACCAGUGACUCAUCUAGGAAUAUUUUAUCUUCUCCUUUUCCCUCUUCUUCUCUUCCUUCUGAAAUGACUACUCCUUUUUUGACUUCUAAACCAAAGCUACCUACAGGAAUCUCUGCUAUGAUGGUGAUCUCUCCAAGCACUGAUUUACAUAACACAACCAGCCUUAGAGGAAAAUCUACAGUAUCCACUAAUAGUUCCAUUUCAUUCACAUCUGUGCAUGCAUCUUUACCAGGAACUUGCUCUCCUAUCACUUUGUCUAUAGAGCUGGAGAAUGUGACCAGCACAAUGAUACAAUUGAAGUGGAGACCUCUAGGUAGCACAAGAGGCAGUCCUUACACAGUGCGUCUGUGGAGGGGCUCUAGAGUGGCAGAGGAGAAAAGCAUAAAUGAAACCAGUACUGCAUUUCAAAAUCUGUUUCCUGAUCAUGAAUUCCAAAUAUUCGUGGACGUUUUAACUUGCUCUAAAAAUGUCAGUACCUCGAUGACAGUUCGGACAGCUGCUGAAGUCUUCAAUGGAACCACUAGGAUUAUCAGUGAAGACUUCAUACCCGAAUACCAGAAUAAAUCGAGUACUGCAUUUAAGGAGUUUGAAACUAAGUUCAUUAAGGAGAUUGAAGAACGUCUGCCAAAGGAUAUCCUAAAAUUAAUAAAGGAAGGAAAAAUGCAUAUUAUAAUUAACAGCCUCAGGAAUGGCAGCGUGAUUGUGGACUUCAACAUUGUGUUGGAUGUAGGCAACAAUAUAACAAAAAGAGAGAUUUCAGAUGCUUUUAUGAAUGCCUUUAACAUGAGUAGAGCAUUGAAAGUUGAUCUUAAAGAGACUUUUAUAGAAGCAAGGAAUAGUUGUUGGCCAGGAUUAAAUGACUGUUCCAAACAUGCCAUCUGCACUGCUGAAGGAGGAAGUUAUUCAUGUCAAUGCAAAGAAGGAUUCACAGAUAACAGUCUCCAAGUUCCAGGGAGAGUUUGUCAACAAAAGCAGAAUCUACCUUCACAACACAUGACUACAGUCCCUCCAGAAAGUGCAAUAGUUAGAUUUACAGGAUCCACAGCCAAUUCCAUUUUAACUACCGCAUUUGGAUCACGACCUUGCAUGCCAGUGUCCAUUGAAGUUCAGAAUGUGACUGGGGAAGCAAUACAAUUUGGCUGGACCCUAGAGGGUGGCAGGAGAGGCAGCCUCUACAUUGCUUCCCUCAUGGAUGGAAACCGGGAGAUCAAUAAAACCACUACAAAUGAGACAAAAACUAUGUUUAACCAUCUGCUUCCCGGUCAUGUAUACACAAUAUCUGUGGCAGUAUUAUCUUGUGCUGAGAACAGCAGGACUUCAGUGAGUGUCCGAACAGAUCCUGCUUCCUGUUUCAGUGGAACUGAGUUUUGCACACCACAAAAUCGUGGCUGUACUGACUUAAAACAUACUGUAUGCUCAAAUUACCAAGCAUUUGCCUGCAGUGUUUUUUUAAAAACCCAGAUGUUUAAUCAUAUGCUUUAUAACUCUGAUAGUGAAGACUACAAGACAAUGUCUGAAAGUAUCAAAACAGAGGUUGUUAGACAGAUGCAGAUGAAACUAGAAGAUGACCACUUUGACAUUGUGAUGCUUGGAUUCAGACCCGGGAGCGUGAUUGCCUAUUUUGUUUUUCUACUGCAAAAACAAGAGUUCCUUGAUGUGAACAUUCUGCAAGCAUACUUAAGUGACAUAUUAAAAAGCAAGUUUGGCAACCAAACUGAAGUAACUGUACAAUCACUGUCUGCUCAAUCAUCACCUGGAGAAAGUCGUGCCUGGAAAGUAGCAGUGAUUGUCCUUGGAGUUUUACUUGGAGUUGCAUUAGUGCUACUUUUUCUGAUAACAUUGGCCUACAUUUACAUGAAGAAAAGCUCGGUGCAGCUUCUAGAGGAACCCUGCUGAAGACCUUGGUUAAGCUGAAAGGUGAACCCAUCCAGUCACUGGCCUCACCGCACAUAGGCUGACUUGGUUCAGGCUGUAUCAUCACCCUGGUGAGGGAGGUCGCACCCAGCCUUACUCCUCUGUCCUGAGCUUAGCAGCGGUAUUACCAUGCAGGGCUGAUGAGCUGCGCCAGUUGAGAAGGGAAGGCUGUAUGAGUGUUCAGAGCAUCUGAAUGCAAAUAGUUGUGCUGGUGAUUUAUGCUCCUGGCUGGAAUUUUUUUUUGCAGGGACCAAUGAAAGAGGGCUGUUGCAUGAAUCAUUCUGCCUUUCCUUCAGUGCAGUAUCUGCUUGGCUGUCCCUCUGUGCAGGUCUGGGCUUUGGAGUCAUGGCCCACUUCACUGAAGGAAAUUCAGUGUGAUUAAUAUUUGUUACAACUGUUUGAUCUGGAUUUUAAACAUAAUGUGCUUUGGAGCUGUAUUUUCUGUGAGCAGUCAUUUGAUGAUGCAUUCUGUCAGUAAAUAUAAAUUCUCUGGUGAGCUGUGUGUUGAAAAUGCAAAUGAGUGCUCUUGCUGAUGUUAAUAUUGCUUGCUUGCUUUUUGGGGGGGUUGCUUUGAAUAGCAAAUUCCCAUUGUUAUUAAACUCUUAUUAUGUCCUUGGAAAUAAUGUUGGACUAAAGAUCAGGUACAGCAGGGUUCUACUACAGAAUUCUGGGACUUGUUCAUACAAAAUAUCUUUAAACUUGCUGAAUAAAAGUGCUAUUUCAAAUGAUCUUUUUCAAAAAAAGUUUUACAAAUAAAAUCUCU
Dromaius novaehollandiae (emu) is the source of this 2818-nucleotide messenger RNA. RefSeq lists its product as uncharacterized. Bases 76 to 2037 code for a protein of 653 amino acids. Gene Ontology annotation, molecular function: calcium ion binding; protein binding. The transcript has 13 exons. The record is from RefSeq and is a predicted model, not a curated record. Lineage: Eukaryota; Metazoa; Chordata; Aves; Casuariiformes; Dromaiidae.